Culicoides brevitarsis is the source of this 2054-nucleotide messenger RNA. RefSeq names its product tubulin glycylase 3B-like. Gene Ontology annotation, biological process: cilium movement; protein polyglycylation; cilium assembly. The transcript is spliced from 2 exons. Gene Ontology annotation, cellular component: microtubule cytoskeleton; axoneme. The coding region runs from base 160 to 1950 and encodes 596 amino acids. NCBI's taxonomy places the organism in Eukaryota, Metazoa, Arthropoda, Insecta, Diptera, Ceratopogonidae. Gene Ontology annotation, molecular function: protein-glycine ligase activity, initiating. The record is from RefSeq and is a predicted model, not a curated record.
CAAUCGUGUCUUUCCUUUGUCUUCUUCUUACCUCACUAAAAAAAAAAUCCACUGCAUGAAUUUCGUUCGGUUCUCUCGACGCAUCGUUGGUUUGUUUACAUUGGGAUCGAUUGCCAGAAGUGUCGUUUGUCGCAAACCCCCCAGCUUUUGCCCUCCGGGAUGGGGUUUGGUAAGAAACUUGAGACCCAGAAACGUUUUGCGCAAUAUCGCGAACGCGUGUCUGCCGCUGUGCAAGAGAAGAAAAUUUUUAAAAUAAUGGGCGGCGGCGACGGAGCAACGAGAAUUCGCGAAGUGAUGCGACGUCGCGGAUGGAUUGAGCAAAAAGUCAUCGCAUGGUAUGCCAUUUACAACCAAAUGUCGAAGAUAUCGUUGGUGAAUGAGUCUAAACCGGGAAAUGAGGCGGAAUAUGCGUUAAUUUACAAAUUGUUGGGAGAUUACACGCCGGACUUUGUUUGGGCUAACAAUUAUUUGGCUUAUGACUUGUAUCGCGGAUUUGGACUCAUGAAUCGAGUUCGAUUUACGGGAUUGAAUUUUUGUGGAAAAGAUGAAAUUGUGAGGUAUGUCGAGCAAAUCAACAGUAAAAUAGGGGAUCCGGAGAAAAAAGUCAGAUUUUCAAGAACUUUCGAGAUAAAUGACGAAAAAGACGUGGAAAUGUUCAAAAAACAAUUUGAACUAAAUUUAGUUACGGGUUUAAUUUUAUAUUUGUUCGAUGGGCGACCCAUUCACAAAUUUUUCGUCAAACUUUCGGACUCGACGGGGCAUGAAGGAUUAGAUUUCGCCUUACGUUUAAUCGAAAGUUGCUCCAAAUUAUCAAAAAAUCAUGAAAAAUUCAAAAUUUUCGAUCUUUUUUGCGAAUGUGACAAAUUAAAUGCCGUUCAAUGGAAUCAAAUUUUCGCCGCCCACGAAGCCAUCGUCAAAAAAGGGAAAAGAAUUCGUCUCGAUGGAGCCGCCGUCAAAGAAUACAUCACCCGAAUCCAACUUUGCGGCACUUUUCUCAAAGCCUGUUCACCCGACACCUUCUACGAAGGCUAUCACAACAUCUACAUCCUCAAGCCAGCAUGGAGCGGCGAAGCAGAUGGCGUCACUCUCAUGGAUAACCGCGAACAAAUUCUCGCCUUACUGCAACAAGCCAACCGAAAAUUCAUCAUUCAAAAGUACAUUGAGCGUCCUUUGCUGCUCUACGGUCACACAAAAACCGACAUUCGUCAAUAUUUCCUCAUCAGUCUCGAUCGGCGACACUAUAGGGGAUGGUCCCAUCCACUUUGCAGCAUCAAACUGUGCAGCAAACAAUUUUCCCUCACAGAUUUCCACGAAAGUUGUCACAUCACGAACACGAGUGUGCAGUCGAAAUAUCACGAGAAAACGGAUCCCGAUGCGCCAGACCAUCACAUGAUGAGCUUAGCGUCACUCAAUCAGUAUUUCGAGAAAAUCGGCAAGAAAGACGUUUAUUGGGAGGUUAUUUAUCCGGAAAUGAAGCGCGUUUUGCAGGCAUUUGUCGAAACGAGUUACGAUCAUAUUGAGCAUCGUCCGGGACGGUAUCAGCUCUUUGGAUGCGAUUGGAUGAUCACGGAGGACUACAAGGUGUAUCUCAUUGAAAUUAACGCGACGCCAAGUUUGGAGCAUUAUACGCCCGUUUCGAAUGUACUUAUUGACACCGUGCUCGAAGACUUAGUCAAAGUCACAGUGGAUUUUCAAAGAGAUCCCACGGCGUAUACGGGUGCCUUUGAAAUUGUACAUGAAAUGCCGUUAUACAAAAGUUCUGCAGAGUAUCAAAAUAUCCAACAACAACAACAAAACAAUGGCGAGCUGGAGGAACAACAGGAAAAAGUUAAACGGGAAGUUGCUGCAACGUACAAUAGUUGUAGUGUGGGCAUGACUGCAAAUCAAGUACCAUCUGAAAAUAAUAUUGAAGUGCCUGCUGCUGCUGCCUUUGUUAAGGUAGUUGCGUAAAAUGUUUGCAACCUGCAAUUUUUUCUCGUUUGCUCAUUUUCUUUCAAAUUGAAUUACAUUUAUAAUGGUAUAUAAUGUUAAAAUAAAGGUUCUUUAAACUGAAA